This is a messenger RNA of Coregonus sp. 'balchen', 4427 nucleotides long. The record is from the annotation of a GenBank genome assembly. Lineage: Eukaryota; Metazoa; Chordata; Actinopteri; Salmoniformes; Salmonidae.
UGCGCCUUCAGUCCCGAGGAUUCAUACCAACAGCUGUGCGCAAAACUGACUUCCUUAUGGGAACAUAUCAACCCUUUAUGGAUUAAUGUCAAACUGGAUGCAACGUACCAUAUCAAAUGUGAGUAUUAACAGACUAGUUAAAGUGGAUUAUAGGCUACAAUUAUGAUGGAUUUUGCUCUUACUGUAUUUUAGACUAAAACUUGCAGGAAUUCAUCUCCUCGUAUUUUCUCUUUCAGGAGUUAAUUGUGACGGUCACUCUGAAAUAAAUAAAAUGGUAAGUAUUUUUCCAUUCUGUCACCUAAGCAUAGACUGCCAUGCAAUACAGUACAGUAGUAGGCAAUGGCAUUGAAAUUGGUUUAUGCUCAGUUUGCUCCAAUUGUAAUUUUUCUGUGCAUAAAAUGGCAAUGAAUUAGAUAAACUAUAGGCCUACCAUAUUUAAAAUUAAAUAGCCCAAUUGUAUUACAAGAUACUAAAUGAACUGUCUGUCCCUGAAAUGAUGGGGUUUUACACCAGCAUAUAGGGACAACAUCUGCAGGGCAACAACGCUCUGUGCACAGACGGCGUUAUCACGCAUAAUGUCUGACUAAAUACCCAAAUGCCUCUCCAGAGUGAUGCUAUCCACUGUAGGCUAUGCCAUGAGUCAGUUAAACAAACACAUGGCAGUUUGUUAAUGUGCUCUAAAUCUAUGAGGCAGAUGGGUGUCUAAUUUGUUAGAUAUACUUUUCAUUUUCACUGUAUGAAAAGGGCAUCAUAAUUUCCUGUAACUGUAAAGGGUAUUUUCCUUUGUGGAGGCCUAUCUCUUGAAACUAUACAUGUGGUUUUACCACUUUGUCCAUUUUGGCAACAAAAAAAUCAUCCCUGCAGGAAAAUCAUCCCUGCAUAAGUCUGACUUUUAUAAGCAAGUUGUGUCUGUUGUGUCUAUGAGUGUACCACACAACCUGUGUUGUGGCUGCAUUCUCAAGUUCCCGCUGUAUCUAACAUUGUUGUGAUGAGAGCAAACAGAGGCAGAAGGUCUUGGCACAGGGUCAAAUGCUUCAGUGGAUAAUAGAGGAGUUGGGGCACUUACCCACUGCAUGAAAGGGCAUAGGGUCACACACACUGACAGGACAGGAAAGAGAGGACUGUGGGGUGAACAGGACUGUUCAUUCACUGGAUGUGACCUCUAUGGUCAGAUAUAAACCUGUGUCUCAGAGGGCUCCAUGUUUCUCCUCCUCUGGUCUGCUAAACAUUUCUCACCUCACUCUCAGAUCAGUCCCCCAUAAAGGUAUGGAAGGUAAAGGUACGGUGGCCAUGUCCGUAUACCCAUACUAGUGUACUACAUACUUAAACUGCAUACUAUUUUCUCAUCGUCAUUGUCUAGUAAAAAGUAUGCAGUAUUCCACGGCUGCAACGCAGUAGCGGCUCCUGAUUGGCUGAGUAGUUGGGGCGGGGCCGAGUGUGGGUGGAUUUUCCCAAAUUCAAAAGGCUAUUGCACAGGCCUGAUUAACGUGACAUCAAUAACACAGCUACAUAUCGAGUCCCCGGUGCCGCCACAUUCAGAAAUCAAAAGAUGGUUUAGUAUUUUGUUUAAAAGCUCUGACGAAGGCCAAGAGAACAAGAAACACUUUUCAAAAACAGAAAUCCACUUUGGGUAGAUGUAGCCUAUGAUGCAAUACUCCUGAUAAUUUUAAGGAGAACAAAAACUACUUAGCCUAUAUUUGAACACCACCACAGAAGCUUCUGGAAUCUUCUCAAUUAAGUAGCUUAGUUUUGUUGUUGGCUAUUUGAAGAGAACUAGGGCCUAUCACUCGCAGCCCAACUCUUUCAGUUCAUUGUGGAAAAGUGUGCAUCGAAUUCUACUAGAGGAAGAGCCGAAAUUAGUAUAACAUCCUGUCAUUUAAACCAUACUAGAUUUAAAAAAUGUUUGGCAUACUAUUCAAUAUUAUAUUUUCGCAUACUGAGAAUGUGUCGUGCGUGGUUGCGUUGUUUCCUGCUAUUCGUUGAUUUCGGUAGCGCGUACCCAUAUCUAAUUGAUCAGCUGUUGUCAAAGCCAAAAUGAGUAUGACAUCCGGGCAUUUAAAGUAUACUAGAUUUUCUAAAUGUUUGGAAAGAGGGAACCACUCCCUUGUAUCUCCAUUACAGGACAUCAUUAUUAUUGUAAUGCUAUUUGGUACUGUCGCAAGGUAUUAUCACUGUCAUGAAAGGACUUAAUGGAUCCUCUCAAUGUUUUAUUUUUAACUAAGUUAACAUUUCUGUCAGGACUACAUGAUUUACUCUUCUAUCCCACUUUUUGAAGUAUCAGUUUGUAUAUGUUUUGUAGCCCACCUUUUUCAUUCAGAGGUAAUGUUGUACGUGGUUCACACACCGUUAUGCUCAGUCAACCCUGUUUGAUUUUGAGUGUGAGCCGACUCUGCUCACUGGUUGGUUUGGACCAAUCAGAGUGGGUCCCUGUGAAUCAAAGGGAGAGGAAAUGAGAGUAUAUGCUCUUUAGUGUGUCACAGCUGACUUUCAUAUGCAGGCAUGCCGCACCUUUAAAGAGACUCACAGUUAUACCUACAUCCUGUGCCUUGAACUACAUCAGAGAAACCUCAAUCCCCCUGCACAUCCCCCUACAGCAGGGAUCAUCAACUAGAUUCAGCCACAAUUUUUUCUUGAGCGGAUGGUCAGGGGGCCGGAACAUAAUUACAAAUAAUUUGUAGACUGCAAACUGACCGCAAGAAGCCCAAACAGAUAUAAUAUUUGACAAAAAUAUUAUCAUUUCAAACCAUGCCUAUAUUUCUAUAUGAUCACAUAUAUCUCUCUAUUAUGCGUGGGAAUACUUUGGAACAGAUUUCCAAAAUUAAAAUCACUUGGAGCUGAUUUGCUGGUGUUUUUACAGUCUUUUAUGUCCAACAAUAAAAUAAAAUAAAACAUUUUUUGUUGUUGCUAAAACAACUUGGAGUGGGUGGAUCCAUAUGAAAACUGGUCAAGUGUGGUGUGAUAGUUUUGUUUCUGAGAAGGGUGUGAGGUGCAGGACAGGUGAAGCAGGACAGGUUGAGCAGGACAGGUAAAGCAGGACAGGUAAAGCAGGACAGGUAAAGCAGUACAGGUAGAGCAUAGGUGUUGUUAACCGCUCAAAUGGAUGAUUGAGGGGAGUAUUUACGGCCGUUUGGCUGUGUGAGUUCAAGUUUACAGAAGAGGCGUAGCUCUUCCAGACAGUCGAAACUUAGCAGCAGUCACCCACUCUUCAAGUCUGUGCCUGCCCUACAGAGCCGGUCUCCACUAUAGUCACCAACAAAUGCAGUGUGCUUAUUAGAAAUAGCUCUUUCUAAUAAGCACACUACAUUUGUGUGAUUUUGUAUUCACCGGCUUAAUAGAAAAUCUUUGCUAUGACAAAAGAAUAGCACUCAACCACUGACUUUGUUUUCUUUAUCUAAACAUAGUAAUGUGUCAUAGUGUGUGUGUACCAGCCUAUGUCUGACCGUGUCCCCUGUCCCUCCCAGCUGUGUCUGCGUGACUCUGGGGACUGCCUGCGGGACCAGAUGCACUACAUGAUGAGGUCCCUGCAGGACCUGAAGCACCUGAGGAGGACCUGCCCUGCUGCUGCCCCUGCCAUCCCCCCUGCCCCUACCCUGGUCCACCGCUCUGCAGUGGCACGAGCCUGCCAUCAGAGAGCACCGCAGAGGGAGCACCGUACCCGGCUGCGCAUCUCUGACGCCAGUACGGCCAGCACCUACGACUCAGCCUGCUGUCUGGCCAGUCCUCUGGAGGAGGAGGAGGAUGCAGGCAGCCGGCUGGGUCUGGGCCUUGGCCUGGGUCUGACCUCCCCCAGCAGUGAGAAGAGUCUUGAGUUUGACUCUGGCUACUCUGAGGCCUCCUGGCAGGACGAGGCCGUGGUGCUCAGGAGGACCAGGAACGUACGGGUGUCCUCCUCUGCCUGCCUCCGCACCAACCGGGCCUCCAGUGACCUGGUCCGGCCCAAAUCCACAUCAGACGCCUGCCUGGAGAGGUGGACCUCAUUCGAGGCCAGUGACCCGGAGGACUGGACUACGUCACUGCUGACACGGGGACGGAACAGACAACCUCUGGUACUGGGGGACAACAGCUUUGCUGACCUCAUACAGAACUGGAUGGACCUACCGGACUGCCCUGAACCAGCAGAACUGAAGCCCAUCUCUGGCUUCUUAGUAAACAUGAGGCGGAAAAUAGCUGGGAUGUCAAAGAGUGUAGAGGGGAGGGUGAGGAUGAGGUCCUCAGACUCUUCUUCACAUGUGAGUCGGACAGCCAUGGCCCCCAAACGACUCUCCUGCCCCCUAGGGGUGCAGGCCCCUGCCCCACGCCAGUCCCCCUUCUUCCACCAGUCCCAUUCUGGCCUGCAUGAACUAGACACAGACUUCUAUCAGUUCACUGCCCUCAUGAAGACUGGCAGCAGACAGCCUAUUAUCUGUAAUGACAUCGGCUACAUCUGA